Messenger RNA from Penicillium griseofulvum, 1878 nucleotides. RefSeq names its product fungal specific transcription factor domain-containing protein. Lineage: Eukaryota; Fungi; Ascomycota; Eurotiomycetes; Eurotiales; Aspergillaceae. The record is from RefSeq and is a predicted model, not a curated record. Bases 1 to 1878 code for a protein of 625 amino acids. The transcript has 7 exons.
AUGCAGGCGCAGAAUGUCUUCGCAAUCGCCAAGCACGGGUUCAUAGACCCCGGGUCUCUCGCGAAGCUAGAAGAGUCAAGAAUUAAAGAGGCGACAUACUUUCCAACAAGUCAUCACGCCGCCAGCAGCACAUCUUCAUCGCCUUCAGCCAACUUCACAGGUAUCAGCGAGGUGGUCAAUAACAAACAGAAACGGCAGCGGGCAUAUGAUCUCCAUGACACAGCUCCUCUGCAGACCCCACCAAGCAAGCACCGCAAGUCUCAUACUGUGUCACACCAAAGUGUUCACCAGGCACAUUCUCCUGGCUCAACACACCAUGCCAGUGAGGCUAGAGAAUACAUUGAGCAUGAACUCCAAUGUAACCCGGCUCUAUCCAAGGAUAGACGCACAGCACUUGAAUCAGCGCGGAAGUUUGUCAGCCAGUUGUCCAACCCGACUCUACAUUGGGAGGAGAGUGCAGCUAUGCAAGACAUGGAUGUUCAAGAAAACCUAGAACCUCCUACUCUCACACCGGAAUUGCUCUACAUGAUGCUACCUGGACCCGAUAAGAAAACAACCUCCCAGGGAACAAUCACCUGGCCUGACCACAUCUCUGACAAAGUUGUAGAGCAAAUGGGGCUUGCCAUUAUCGAGGGCACUGAAUGCGAACAAGUCCUCCAGUACUACCGACUCAAUGUCUGGGUAAAGGCCAUGGCUUGUAUAUCCAAAAUGGCACCUCUAAUUACGAGCGAGCCCUUGAGCAAUCAUUUUCGGUCCCUCAAAAAGAGAUAUGAGGCCGCUGCUAUAGAAAUUUUGAAUCAAAUUCCUCUAGCAGCUGCACCUAGCCUCCUUUUGCUUCAAACAGUUCUGUCUGCGACUCGUUUGAUGCAAUAUUUAGGAAACAUGACACGCUGCUGGUUGUUGAUAGCAAUAGCCUCGAGGAUAAUCGUCUCCUUAAACUACCACAACAUCACAGAUCCCAGUCCUGGAAACGACAUAGAGGAGAACAUUCAUGCCUGCAUAGCCGAGUAUUCAGAGUUGAAGAGUGCUGUACUUAAAAUCUUGCUUGAUCCCAAGACAAUAGGAGAUACCGAAAAGGCCAAUAUAUUGUCUGAUCUUGUGACACGUGCACACACAAUUCACUCUAAUAUGCAACAGGUUCGUCGCCGCCAAGAACAGCAAUUCUCACAGUCAUGGGGCCAUCUGCGUCGCGAAUGGCUGUCAAUGGACUUCAACUACUACUCUGUUCUCACAACAAUCAUUCAAGCCCGCUCUUCGGUACUCAAGUCCCGCUUGGUUUGCGAGAACUGUCUAUACACAGCCCGGGAGGCUCUCACCACUCUCCGAGCUUUACAGGAAGCAUUCUCAAGCCGUAACAAUUCUAUCGACGAAUAUCCAUAUUUUCUGACCUGGACAAUGCUGCUAUACCCGCUCGCGCCGUUUUUCGUCCUGUUUUGUAAUGUGAUCGCAACAUCAAACGAAAAAGACUUCAAUAUGAUCAAAAACAUCACCGACGACCUACAUCAAUUUGCAGAGGCGAAUGUCUCGAUUGGCAAACUGUACAAUCUAUUCUCCAAAUUCCUGGACCUGUGUGCACCUCUAGUGAAAAGGAAUCCCGAAUCUUCCGGUUCAGAACAGCCGCCAGCUGUGCUCUCUGAUGUGAACACGGCUGCAAACACUGAGGGUCAAGUUACACCCUACACAGAUAUAUUUAGCCGUGCUACCGAUCAAGCUCCGGUGAGUCUUCGGGAUGCAGAUUCCACUGGAGGAGAUACCACUGCACCGCCGUCUGUUGGGGGAUGGAAUGACAGUCUUGUGUGGGAAUUGUUCGAUAAUCAACCCUCGCUGGGGUGGGCGGAAUCAGAGCUAUGGAACGUGAUAACGCAGUUCGAUACAUGA